This is a messenger RNA of Coregonus sp. 'balchen', 15929 nucleotides long. The record is from the annotation of a GenBank genome assembly. NCBI's taxonomy places the organism in Eukaryota, Metazoa, Chordata, Actinopteri, Salmoniformes, Salmonidae.
AUGGUUUCUCCGAGAGCUGACAGGGGGACAACCUCACCUGUAACCGCGCGCCCUCUGUGGCCCCUCGAUGGUUGUGGUUUGUGUUGUACGGAAUUGAAGCCUGACAGAAAUCCUCAACUUCUACCAUGCCUACAUUCUGUGUGUCAGGAGUGUGUUCCCCAGAGUGAUUUCAAGACAGGUGAGCCAUGUUGAACGAUGUCACUCAAACUCUUUUGAAUUUCAGUAGGCUGAAGAGACUUGACCACUGACCUGAUUCAGUCUCUGACCAGUCUGAUUUACAGUCUGUCCAAUAAUUAAAAUAUGCAAGUCUGAUAAAGACAUGACAAAGUGAUUGCAGACAAGCAUUCCUGUCCAUCCUGUGAAUUGAAUAUCACUUCCAUUUUCUCCUAGAAUGUCCAGUGUGUGGAAGGCAAUACACUUCUUCAGAAAUCAUUGACUAUCCUUUCCUCCCUACCUUUGCCUCUGAUUCAAAAACCUGGGUAGGUAGUGGAUGGGUGCUGCUGUGAAUGACAGUGAACAAAGUAAUAGUUAUCACUCAAUGUAUACAUGCAGUAGCCUAUUGGCUAUGAAUGGAAUGAAAGCUGAUGUGAUACCCCUCUCUCUCAGUGUGGGGGUUGUGAUGAGCCUGUGGUCUGUGGCUGGUGUGUAGAAUGUGACGAACCGCUCUGCUCUGUCUGUGUGGCAGCCCACAAGAGGGUGAAGUUAACACGCGACCAUAAUGUCCUACCCCAAUUACCUCCAGGUACAACCUUCUGCCAUUAUGUCAGACCAGACUAUGACCACAAACCUUUAGCACUGGUCAAUUAAACCUUUUCAUCCGAAGGAACACCUUAUUCAAAGCAGUGUUAAUGCCCGCAGUUGAAUAUUUUAUUAGCUGUCAGUGAUGGCGUGAAAUGUUAAAUCUCCAGGUUUCAGCAGGACAGCGUUGUGUCCCGUCCAUAAGAGAGAGCAGAUGAAGUUUUUCUGUGUGACUUGUGAUCAGCUGACUUGCCGUGAUUGUCAGCUAACCUUCCACAGAGAACACAAGUAAGAUUUCCCUCAAGCACCUCCUUGCUGGCAACUCCAAAUAAAAUUGUAUUUGUCACAUGCGCAGAAUACAACAGGUGUAGACUUUAUUGUGAAAUGCUUGCUUAUGAGCCCUUCCCAACAAUGCAGAGUAAAAUUGAAUACACAAGAAUGGUGCUAUAUAAAGGGAUUGGCGCUACAGUGCAUUCAGAAUGUAUUCAGACCCCUUGACUUUUUCCUCAUUUUGUUACAUUACAGCCUUAUUCUAUAAUUGAUUAAAUUGUUUUUUCCCCCUCAUCAAUCUACACACAAUACACCAUAAUGGAAAGCAGAAACUGUUUUUUAUAAUUUUCUGCAAAUGUAUUAAAAAUAAAAAACAGAUCACAUUUAUGUAAGUAUUCAGACCCUUUACUCAGUACUUUGUUGAAGCACCUUUGGCAGUGAUUAUAGCAUCAAGUCUUCUUGGGUAUGACACUACAAGCUUGGCACACCUGUAUUUGGAGAGUUUCUCCCAUUCUUCUCUGCAGAUCCUCUCACGCUCUGUCAGGUUGGAUGGGGAGCAUCGCUGCACAGCUAUUUUCAGGUCUCUCCAGAGAUGUUCGAUCGGGUUCAAGUCCGGGCUCUGGCUGGGACACUCAAGGACAUUCAGAGACUUGUCCCGAAGCCACUCCUGUGUUGUCUUGGCUGUGUGCUUAGGGUUGUUGUCCUGUUGGAAGGUGUACCUUUGCCCCAGUCUGAGGUCCUGAGCGCUCUGGAGCAGGUUUCAUCAAGGAUCUCUCUGUACUUUGCUCCGUUCAUCUGACUAGUCUCCCAGUCCCUGCUGCUGCCACCACCAUGCUUCACUGUAGGAAUGGUGCCAGGUUUCCUCCAGACGUGACGCUUGGCAUUCAGGCCAAAGAGUUCAAUCUUGGUUUCAUCAGACCAGAGAAUCUUGUUUCUCAUGGUCUGAUGGUGCUGUAGGUGCCUUUUGGCAAAUUCCAAGCUGGCUGUCAUCUGCCUUUUUUCUGAGGAGUGGUUUCUGUCUGGCCACUCUACCAUAAAGGCCUGAUUGGUGGAGUGCUGCAGAGAUGGUUGUCCUUCAGGAAGGUUCUCCCAUCUCCACAGAGGAACUCUGGGGCUCUGUCAGUGACCAUCGGGUUCUUGGUCACCUCCCUGACCAAGGCCCUUCUCCCCCGAUUGCUCAGUUUGGCUGGGUUGACAGCUUUAGGAAGAGUCUUGGUGGUUCCAAAUUUCCCUCCAUUUUAAGAAUGACGGAGGCCACUGUGUUCUUGGGGACCUUCAAUGCUGCAGACAUUUUUUGAUACCCUUCCCCAGAUCUGUGCCUCAGCACAAUCCUGUCUCGGAGCUCUACGGGCAAUUCCUUCGACCUCAUGGCUUGGUUUUUGCUCUGACAUGCACUGUCAACUGUGGGACCUUAUAUAGACAGGUGUGUGCUUUUCCAAAUAAUGUCCAAUCAAUUGAAUUUACCACAGAUGGACUCCAAGUUGUAGAAACAUCUCAAGGAUGAUGAAUGGAAACAGGAUGCUCCUGAGCUCAAUUUCGAGUCUCAUAGCAAAGGGUCUGAAUACUUAUAUAAAUAAGGUAUAUCUUUUUUUUUUAUAUACAUUUGCAAACAUUUCUAAACCUUUUUUUGCUUUGUCAUUAUGGGAUAUUGUGUGUAGAUUGAUGAAGGGGAAAAAAAUAAUUUAAUACAUUUUAGAAUAAGGCUGUAACGUAACAAAAUGUUGAGUCAAGGGGUCUGAAUACUUUCCGAAGGCACUGUAUAUACAUAUGGAGCCCAUAGAUGCUGUCAGUUCCCUCAUGCCUUACAUUACUACUUAUGCCAAAAACAAUUGUUUGUAUACUUUUUACUUAAGUAUGUUAAACUCUUCCCUCUGCUUCCUUCUGGAUCAUUUUUUAAAAGAUCCCACUGUUGAUGAUGUUCACUCGUUCUGUAAUUUUUCUGUUUAUUUUCUCUAGGUACCAGUUUUCCCAGGACGCUUUACCAGAGCAGAGGAAAUGUUUACAGUAUCUAAUAGAGACUGUGAGGAUGCAGAGAGUGACUGUACAACAGAACCUGUUGGACCUGGAUGGACGGUCAGUUGUUAACGCAUUUGUCUGGGUGUGCGUGAAUGAAAAUGAUGAUGCCGUAAAAUGAUGGCGGCACACCAAUUGUUCAGCAGUCUGCUGUAUCCAAGACAGUUUCCAAGUCUCACUGGGUCAGUCAUUGUUGAUCUGUUCAUUUGUGGUAAUUUUAGUCUCAUGAAAGAAUGAAUAAAUCUCAUAGCUAGCUGUGUGACCUUUGCCCCAGGCUGUCUGACUUGGAGGAUCUGCAGGAGAGUGUGAGGGCGGAGGUCAAGGAUAUCCUCAAGGGCAUCUGGAGUGUCCUGGUGAAGAGAGCCAUGCAGCUUUCCAAGGAAAUGCAGGUAACAUUUAACACACACAGAUUGGAAGAAUCUGGUAUCUUGGCCCUCCCACCCCUACGGGAUGACAGUUUGCGCUCAGCACAGUCAAAGCUCUUCUCUGUCCUCAUAUUCCAAUAGUAAAAAAAUUGCGACAUGUGUAAUGGAAACGACAGCUAUAGGAGAAAUGUUCUAAACAUUUUUAUCCAUUGGACAACUAUUCAGAAGUAGCUGUUAAUUAUAAACCUCAAAGCCGAAUGAGCUUACAUUUGUAGAUAGCAACCCUACCCACAUACUCUACCAGUACAGCACUUUUGUACCAGUUUUUUGUAUUGUUCAUACUUUCUCACUGCUGAACCAACCAAGUAUCAGACGAAAUUAGUCUGAGGGACUGAAGAUGAUGUUUAGCCUGCUGCGCUAAAGCCUAGGUAUCUUCAAGUCUCAGAUGAGGUUACUCCUCAUGCAACUUACAAGUCAACUUAAUUCCCAGAGUCAACCCAGUCCUGCCAAUGAAAAAUAGCUGUGGUAUCCACAGUAUCCAGCCUGCUGUGUAGAUAACUUGAUACCGCACACUAUAUUUGAAUGAUUGGUCAUCGACUCAUUGUUUGUUGCCUAGGAUCACUGUUGGAAGGAGAGCGAGUGUGUCACAGAGAGACAGGCCCAUCUUAGGAAGCUGGGAGAGAGGCAGGAAUAUGUGCUGGCCUUCACAGAGAAAGCCCUGAAGAGUGAGGAUCACACCUCCCUGUUAUCCUGCAAAAGACAGGUAGAUAAAAAGUCCAAUCUACGAUCAGAGGUAACUUAGAAUUACACUGAAGAAAACAGUAAAUAUAGAGGUAACAUUAGAGAGAAUACAUGCUACUACCCUGAUCUGUUACCGUAAAACUUCAAUUAAUAACCCAGCAUUUAUUUGCUUCACUGAACACAACCAGUGGUCCUCUGUAGCUCAAUUGGUAGAGCAUGGCGCUUGUAAUGCCAGGGUAGUGGGUUCGAUCCCCGGGACCACCCAUACGUAAAAAUGUAUGCACGCAUGACUGUAAGUCGCUUUGGAUAAAAGCGUCUGCUAAAUGGCUUAUUAUUAUUAUUAUUAUUAUUAUUAUUAUUAUUAUUAUUAUUAUUUAGAUGGGCAUCUAUUUGAGCCAGGCGUCUAUUUCCUUAACACACACAGCUUUUGCUCAAUACAAUGUAGAAAAGACAACCACUGUUUAUUGUGACCAGUAUAAACAUUAUAAUUACAAAUCCAUCGCAAAUCAGACUUGCAAAGACUAGGCUGCCUAUCAUACGCUUCGUGGCGCCAUGGCUAGCAACGAUGACAGAAUAAAAAAUAAAAACACGUUUUGACUGCGAAUAUCAGAGCUGUGUCCAUGGCAACCUCGUAAAAAAAUGCAUUUAGACUCGGCGUUUAUUUGAAACAGCCGUUUAUUUGCUGAAAUGUGUGCAGAUGUCCGGCUAUUAAAAGGGACAGGCGGCUAUUUGAGACUGCCUUUAGUUGAAGUUUUUACGGUACAGAAAAAUGCAUCUUCCCUUUCUUAACCCACCAGUGCUCAAGUUUUCUCACCAUCUUGUCUCCUACCAUCCUCUUCUUUCUCCUUUUAGAUCCAGUCUCAGCUGCAAGCCGUUCUAGCCAAAAAAAACAGCACAGUGUCUACAAUGAAGGAGCUGAAGCUCCACUGUAGCCAGGACAUCCACCAAGCCCUUGGGUGUUUUGGUACGUAUCAAAGCAAUGUGAUUUUUGUACACUUUCAAUUAUCAUAUUUAUAAACUUGCAGUGAUGCGUCUAGAUUUGUCGCACUUAUGAAUAAUGACAUCUCUGCAGUGAUGAUGCUUUUUUGUUGGCUUGAUGCUGCCAGAAAGAUUGUUUGACGUUAAAGCUUAGAGAAAAAUAGUUGAAGAUGGUGGUAGUUGCACUCUUAAUUAAUGUGUGUGUGUCAUUCUGUUUGCGUUCAGGGGAAAUUGUGACUAAGGAGGUCCCGUUUGCUCGGCUAAACCUGAGAAAGACUCUGGUUAGUCCCAUUCAAAUCAAUCCUCCCAAUAUUUCACUGGAACAGCAGAGAAACAGCAGAGCAUCCUCAGCAUUGUCACCUUCAUCCCAGGAAACCUCCAGUUUGUCAGCGGGAAAUGCUCCCCUCUCGGGACGUCAACCAACACUAAUGCGCUCGCUUUCUUGCCCCCAGUCCUCCCCCUUCCCCUAUCCCCAUGAACCAGAGAAACUGUCAUGUUACCACUUUUCCCCUGACUCUCGCAGACCCUCUUUACAGGCACUAUCCUCUUCCCGCUCUGACAGCCCUCUGUCCUUGUCCUCUACGGGAAACAAUGACUGCUCAUUAUUAUCAGGGUUUGUCCAGGACACCCUUGUCCCAUAUCAGGGUGGCUCCUCAAAGUCUGACCUGAUGGUGGAACUUGUUUCCCGGGCCUUUCAUGUCAAAAGGAAAGCAGGGGAUGUAAAUGUGGGUCCUCAAAUUAAACGAACUCGUUUGCAGCCCUUUAAGGUACCAGCGGACUCUCCAUGUGAGAGGGUUCCCCCUAUAGGUGCCGAAAAGCAGGCUGUGGACAUGGCUGCUACAGUUGUCUUGGAAAGAGAAGCUACACCCAACAUCACGGACCAGAAUGCAACGGCUCCAGUGUACAGACAAGAAGCUACUAAGGCUUCAGGCAGUAGUGUCACGACAGCCAAUCAGGUAGUUUUAGCUCCCUUCACACUCCCUGUCACGGGGAACUCCGUCACUUGGGGCAUGUCACCAGCUAAUGGCACUCUUUUUCCUGGCACCGUGAACACUCCCCCCAGCUUUGGAUGUGUAAGGGCUGUCCCCCCAUACUUGGUUUUGUCCAACAGCGCUCCAGUUUCCAGUCACACUGGCACUGUGUGCAGGCUUGACAAUGGAAGCCUGGUCUUCAGCCAUAAUGACAUGCCCUUUUUCAACAUCUUGAGCACUGUUAGAGGAGGUCAAAACCAAGUGCUAGCUGGUUCUGUCCCAGGAGGACUCUCCCCACCACGUCUGCCAGACCCCACCUCUCCAAAGAGCCCUAUGGUUAGUUGGGAAGAAAUGUCUUUACUGUUUAUUUCCCUCUUAUCUAUAGUUUCUCCUAGUAGUUCCUAUCCCAUAGUAGUUGAUCUGUGUCCUUCUCUUUUGCCUCCCAUCUCUUUACUUCCUCUAAAAUCCAUAUUCUGUCUGUUGGUCUCCCAAAUCUCAUUUUACGCUAGUUUGUCAAUUGUCCUGUUUUGUAGUAUCCUCAGUUAGGUAUUGUGUAGUUGAGCAAAUAAUGGAAAGUUAAAAAGUUUUGCUAAAUCACAAUUUGGGAAACUUUGGAAUGACUACUGUAGUGUUGCAUUAUCUGAAGUAUAAAAUAAAAUUUGAAGAUCAGCUGUGAAUAAUUCAUUAUCAUAUCUGUUUUGUAAUGUAAUUGGAAACUUUUUGAAAGCAUGUAUUUAUGAAUUGUUAAGUAAGAACACACCUCUGGCCUUUGAUAGUUUUAAUCUCAUUAAUAAGACACUAUCACACCCUCUCAACAGGAAGCUUCUCAGUCCACUGGUCCAAAAUAUCCAAUCAGAAUUAUUCGACGGGUAAAGAAUUAUAUUUCAACGGUCCAGGACACCAAGCUGCCCACCCAGGAUGCCACUGCUCAGUCAGGAUUGUGCAGAAAGGAUGAAGCCGCCUCUACUCUCCUCGUACAAACUACUAGUGCCCAGGCAGACUCUGUACAAAUGGAAAUUGCCCAGACCAACGUUGACCUCAUCCAGGUAGACCCUAAUCAGACAGUCUUUGCCAUGGAAGAAACCACGGAGACAGACAUUGUCCAGAAUAAAACUGCCCAGCCAGACUUUGUCCAGAAUGAGACCAACCAGGCCGAACUUGUCCAGACUGCAUCUGACCAGGCAGAACUUUUCCAGACUAAAACAGCCCAGAUUGAAAUUGUUCCUGCUCAAGUUGUUGGAAUCAAGGAGGAACAAACAUUACGGCAAGUUACAGGACCGAUGGAGUCUGUGAGGGCAGACAUGCUUGACCCCGACAUUGUGCAUUCUGAAACUGACCAGACUGACUUUGUCAACGUAAGCACACAAGUAUCUGGGAUCAUGAUCAAGGAAGAACCGCCAGCCACAGACAGCUUAUCAGUUACAGGGCUAAUGGAACCCAUCUUAGCGAUCAUGCCUGACACUCUACCUACUGAAACCGUCCAGACUGACCCUGUCCACACAGAAAUGGUUCAUGCGAGUGAAACUGUGCAGAGGAAUUUUUUCCAGACUGAUAACCAGCCUGAAACUAUGCAGACGGACUCUGCCGAGACUGAAACUGUGCAGAAAGAAAUUGUCCAGUCGAACUUUAACCUGACUAAAACCGUGCAGACAGACCCUGUCCUGACUGAAGCAGUUUAUGCAGUCCAGACAGACACUGCGCAGAUGGAGCCAAUCCACAGUGAAACUGUCCUUACCGACAUUGUGCAGACUGCUACUCUGCAGAGGGACCUAGCCCCAACUGACUUCACAGAGAUUCAGCCAGACAUGUCAACCACCAAUGAGGUAUCCACAAAUGACACUGUCAAUGUGGUCAGUGUCCCCAGCUGCACUCAGGAAGUUGACAUUGACCUCACCCUUGACCUCAGCAAUGAUUUCUGCUCUCCGAUAGAGGUAAGUGUUUUGCUUUUGGUCCAAAUCUACCUAGUUAAUGCCCUGACUCAUAACUUACUCUGGCCUGUACAGCCUUUCUGCCCUUAAUACCAAACAAAAUUGAUAAUAUUUCUACAUUGUAGAAUAAUAGUGAAGACAUCAAAACUAUGAAAUAACACACAGAAUCAUGUAGUAACCAAAAAAGUGUUGAACAAUUUCAAGAACUUUGGAAGUUUCUUCAAGUUCAGUCGCAAAAACCAUCAAGCGCUAUGAUGAAACUGGCUCUCAUGAGGACCGCCACAGGAAUGGAAGACCCGGAGUUACCUCUGCUGUAGAGGAUACGUUCAUUUAGAGUUACCAGCCUCAGAAAAUGCAGCCCAAAUAAAUGCUUCACAGUGUUGAAGUAACACACAUUUCAACAUCAACUGUUCAGAGGAGACUGUGAAUCAGGCCUUCAUGGUUGAAUUUCUGCAAAUAAACCACUACUAAAGGACACCAAUAAGAAGAGACUUGCUUGGGCCAAGAAACACGAGCAAUGGACAUUAGACCAGUGAAAUGUGUCCUUUGGUCUGGAGUCCAAAUUGGAGAUUUUUGGUUCCAACCGCCGUGGCUUUGUGAGACGCAGUGUGGGUGAACGGAUGAUCUCCGCAUGUGUAUUUCCCACCGUAAAGCAUGGAGGAGGAGGUGUUAUGGUGUGGGGGUGCUUUACUGGUGACAAUGUCUGUGUUUUAUUUAGAAUUCAAGGCACACAUAACCAGCAUGGCUACCACAGCAUUCUGCAGCAAUAGAAGUGCUCAGCAUAUGUGGGAACUCCUUCAAGACUGUUGGAAAAGCAUUCCAGGUGAAGCUAGUUGAGAGAAUGCCAAGAGUGUGCAAAGCUGUCAUCAAAGCAAAGGGUGGCUAUUUGAAGAAUCUCAAAUAUAACAUAUAUUUUGAUUUAACACUUUUUUGGUUACUACAUGAUUCCAUAUGUGUUAUUUCAUAGUUUUGAUGUUUUCACUAUUAUUCUACAAUGUAAAAAUAAAAACCCUUGAAUGAGUAGGUGUCCAAACUUUUGACUGGUAGUGUGUGUGUGUGUGUGUGUAUAUAUAUCACACACAGUGGGGAGAACAAGUAUUUGAUUCACUGCCGAUUUUGCAGGUUUUCCUACUUUCAAAGCAUGUAGAGGUCUGUAAUUUUUAUCAUAGGUACACUUCAACUGUGAGAGACGGAAUCUAAAGCAAAAAUCCAGAAAAUCACGUUGUAUGAUUUUUAAGUAAUUAAUUUGCAUUUUAUUGCAUGACAUAAGUAUUUGAUACAUCAGAAAAGCAGAACUUAAUAUUUGGUACAGAAACCUUUGUUUGCAAUUACAGAGAUCAUACGUUUCCUGUAGGUCUUGACCAGGUUUGCACACACUGCAGCAGGGAUUUUGGCCCACUCCUCCAUACAGACCUUCUCCAGAUCCUUCAGGUUUCGGGGCUGUCGCUGGGCAAUACGGACUUUCAGCUCCCUCCAAAGAUGUUCUAUUGGGUUCAGGUCUGGAGACUGGCUAGGCCACUCCAGGACCUUGAGAUGCUUCUUACGGAGCCACUCCUUAGUUGCCCUGGCUGUGUGUUUCGGGUCGUUGUCAUGCUGGAAGACCCAGCCACGACCCAUCUUCAAUGCUCUUACUGAGGGAAGUAGGUUGUUGGCCAAGAUCUCACGAUACAUAGCCCCAUCCAUCCUCCCCUCAAUACGGUGCAGUCGUCAUGUCCCCUUUGCAGAAAAGCAUCCCCAAAGAAUGAUGUUUCCACCUCCAUGCUUCACGGUUGGGAUGGUGUUCUUGGGGUUGUACUCAUCCUUCUUCUUCCUCCAAACAUGGCGAGUGGAGUUUAGACCAAAAAGCUAUAUUUUUGUCUCAUCAGACCACAUGACCUUCUCCCAUUCCUCCUCUGGAUCAUCCAGAUGGUCAUUGGCAAACUUCAGACGGGCCUGGACAUGCGCUGGCUUGAGCAGGGGGACCUUGCGUGUGCUGCAGGAUUUUAAUCCAUGACGGCGUAGUGUGUUACUAAUGGUUUUCUUUGAGACUGUGGUCCCAGCUCUCUUCAGGUCAUUGACCAGGUCCUGUAGUUCUGGGCUGAUCCCUCACCUUCCUCAUGAUCAUUGAUGCCCCACGAGGUGAGAUCUUGCAUGGAGCCCGAGGGUGAUUGACCGUCAUCUUGAACUUCUUCCAUUUUCUAAUAAUUGCGCCAACAGUUGUUGCCUUCUCACCAAGCUGCUUGCCUAUUGUCCUGUAGCCCAUCCCAGCCUUGUGCAGGUCUACAAUUUUAUCCCUGAUGUCCUUACACAGCUCUCUGGUCUUGGCCAUUGUGGAGAGGUUGGAGUCUGUUUGGUUGAGUGUGUGGACAGGUGUCUUUUAUACAGGUAACGAGUUCAAACAGGUGCAGUUAAUACAGGUAAUGAGUGGAGAACAGGAGGGCUUCUUAAAGAAAAACUAACAGGUCUGUGAGAGCUUGAAUUCUUACUGGUUGGUAGGUGAUCAAAUACUUAUGUCAUGCAAUAAAAUGCAAAUUAAUUACUUAAAAAUCAUACAAUGUGAUUUUCUGGAUUUUUGUUUUAGAUUCUGUCUCUCACAGUUGAAGUGUACCUAUGAUAACAAUUACAGACCUCUACAUGCUUUGUAAGUAGGAAAACCUGCAAAAUCGCCAGUGUAUCAAAUACUUGUUCUCCCCACUCUAUAUAUUAUUAUUAUUUUCUUCUGAGAAGUAAGGCUGACAGUCUCUCCCAGACGCAACAGUAAAAUGUAAACCAUUUAUCUUGCUGUCAUACAGGAGGAAGAUGACAAUAUGGGUGAUUUUGAUGUCAGUGCUGCUGACAGUAUUGAAAAGACUGGGUGCCAGGUGUCUGUUGGGCUUAAUAGCAGGUGACAAACUUUCUAUCCUUAUUGUCACAUUUGUCAACCAGAAAAACAGCACAAAUCAUUCUGUUGGCAUUACUUCAGUGUGGUGGUGUGUAGCAUAAUUGAGUAUGUGUACAUGCAUGCGUACAUCAUAUUGUGUGCACCGUCAUGGGGUUUAACCUCAGUGCAUGGCUCUCUGUAGAUUUCUGCAGGUGUCUUUGCUUUGGAUGCCCAUCCUUGACGCCCCUGUUGGUGCCCCGCCAGCCUGCUUCCGCCUCCUCCCAGGGGUCAAAGGGCAGGAAACUGUCAUUCAGGUGAUCCAGACGGACGCACCGGUAAGGCCAACUUUCAUAGUGUUGGUUUGAAUGUGUGUAAAUAUCACAUUUUCUUGCUGACACUGGUUUACACAUCCUCCAGCAGCCAGAGUCUCCUUGCUCCUCCAUGUCGAGCCCAGACAGUCUGAGGAGCACCCACCAGCUACGCCCCCUCCUGGCCAGGAGGAAACACUGCACAGCAUGUAGGAUGUCAGGGAAGCUCACCCUGUGUGUCGUGUGUGGACGGGGCUUCCACAGGGAGUGUCACAUUCCACCCAUCUAUGCCUUAUCAACGUAAGCUUGUUUAAUUAACUAACUUAAUUGCAUUCUGAAUGAACAGUGAUUUAAUAUAUAUAUAUAUUUAGCCCUGAAUUAUGGUUAUGCCUCAAUGGGUGACAUGUCUGGUGAGUAUGCAGGCCAUGGAAGAACUGGGACAUUUUCAGCUUCCAGGAAUUGUGUAUAGAUCCUUGCGACAUGGGGCUGUGCAUUAUCAUGCUGAAACAUGAAGUGAUGCCAGUGGAUACCAUGGGGCACUCUGUUCACAACGUUGACAUCAGUAAACUGCUCGCCCACACGAAGCUGUCUGCCAUCUGCCCGGUACAGUUGAAACGUAAAGAGCACACUUCUCCAGCGUGCCAAUGGCUAUCGAAGGUGAGCAUUUGCCCAGUGAAGUCGGUUACGACGCCGAACUGUAGUCAGGUCAAGACCCUGUUGAGGACGACCCCGCUCGCAGAUGAGACUCCCUGAGACUGUUUCUGACAGUUUGUGCAGAAAUUCUUCGGUUGUGAAAACACAGUUUCAUCAGAUUAUACAUGGUCUGCAUUUGUGAGGCUGGUUGGACGUACUGCCAAAUUCUCUAAAACGACAGAGGUUUAUGGUAGAGAAAUUAACAUUAUGAGAAAAAAGAAGAAACCUGCACACUGCUCUUGCUAGUAUCACUGCUCAUUAUUAAGCUUUAUGUAUCGGCCUCAUGAACAUUCAAUUAUCUGGCAACAUCUCUGGUGGACAUUCCUGCGGUCAGCAUGCCAAUUGCACGCUCCCUCAACUUGAGACAUCUGUAGCAUUGUGUUGUGACAAAAUUGCACAUUUUAGUGGCCUUUUAUUGUUCCAGCACAAGGUGCACCUGUGUAAUGAUCAUGCUGUUUAAUCAGCUUCUUGAUAUGUCAUACCUGUCAGGUGGAUGGAUUGUCUUGGCAAUGGAGAAAUGCUCACUAAAAGGGAUGUAAACAAAUUUGUGCACAUAAUUUGAGAGAAAUAAGCUUAUUGGGUGUAUGGAACAUUUCGGGGAUGUUUUAUUUCAACUCAUGAAACAUGGGACCAACACUUUACAAGUUGCGUUUUUUAUUUUUGUUCAGUGUAGUUUGGGAUAUUUUUUAUUUCUUCAAUAAUUUGUUUCUUAAUUAGAAUCUGUAUUGUAUAUAGAUCUCAAAAAAUGUGGGCCCCUGUGUGGAAAGAUGUUUCAGUGUAGGCCCAAAUAAGGCAUUGGGAUUUGUCUCUCUGUAUUGGCCUGAUAUGUGUGAUGCUACUCCUCCAGUGAGCGCUGGCAGUGUAUGCUGUGCCGGGACCUCUCUGAUCUGGCGGAGUUGCAGGACUACAGUGGGGCUGACGGGGAACUGUGUAUGAGCCCUCCUGACCAAAUGGUGAGCCUUUUACUUUGCAGAGCAUGUCUGGGCACGUCUGCUAUAUUUCACUUGAAUAUGCACAUCUGGGUACAUAAACUCAGCAAAAAAAGAAACUGCCCUUUUUCAGGACCCUGUCUUUCAAAAAUAAUUGUAAAAAUCCAAAGAUCUUCAUUGUAAAGGGUUUAAACACUGUUUCCCAUGCUUGUUCAAUGAACCAUAAACAAUUAAUGAACAUGCACCUGUGGAACGGUCGUUAAGACACUAACAGCUUACAGACGGUAGGCAAUUAAGGUCACAGUUAUGAUAACUUAGGACACUAAAGAGGCCUUUCUACUGACUCUGAAAAACACCAAAAGAAAGAUGCCCAGGGUCCCUGCUCAUCUGCGUGAACGUGCCUUAGGCAUGCUGCAAGGAGGCAUGAGGACUGCAGAUGUGGCCAGGGCAAUAAAUUGCAAUGUCCGUACUGUGAGACGCCUAAGACAGUGUUACAGGGAGACAGGACGGACAGCUGAUCGUCCUCGCAGUGGCAGACCACGUGUAACAACACCUGCACAGGAUCGGUACAUCCGAACAUCACACCUGCAGGCAGGUACAGGAUGGCAACAAUAACUGCCUGAGUUACACCAGGAACGCACAAUCCCUCCAUCAGUGCUCAAACUGUCCACAAUAAGCUGAGAGAGGCUGGACUGAGGGCUUGUAGGCCUGUUGUAAGGCAGGUCCUCACCAGAUAUCACCGGCAACAACGUCGCCUAUGGGCACAAACCCACCGUCGCUGGACCGGCAAAAAUUGCUCUUCACUGACGAGUCGCGGUUUUGUCUCACCAGGGGUGAUGGUUGGAUUCGCGUUUAUCGUCGUAGGAAUGAGCGUUACACUGAGGCCUGUACUCUGGAGCGGGAUUGAUUUGGAGGUGGAGGGUCCGUCAUGGUCUGGGAUCGGUGUGUCACAGCAUCAUCGGACUGAGCUUGUUGUCAUUGCAGGCAAUCUCAACGCUGUGCGUUACAGGGAAGACAUCCUCCUCCCUCAUGUGGUACCCUUCCUGCAGGCUCAUCCUGACAUGACCCUCCAGCAUGACAAUGCCACCAGCCAUACUGCUCGUUCUGUGCAUAAUUUCCUGCAAGCCAGGAAUGUCAGUGUUCUGCCAUGACCAGCGAAGACCCCGGAUCUCAAUCACAUUGAGCACGUCUGGGACCUGUUGGAUCGGAGGGUGAGGGCUAGGGCCAUUCCCCCCCAGAAAUGUCCGGGAACUUGCAGGUGCCUUGGUGGAAGAGUGAGGUAACAUCUCACAGCAAGAACUGGCAAAUCUGGUGCAGUCCAUGAGGAGGAGAUGCACUGCAGUACUUAAUGCAGCUGGUGGCCACACCAGAUACUGACUGUUACUUUUGAUUUUGACCCCACCUUUGUUCAGGGACACAUUAUUCAAUUUCUGUUAGUCACAUGUCUGUGGAACUUGUUCAGUUUUAUGUCUCAGUUGUUGAAUCUUGUUAUGUUCAUGCAAAUAUUUACACGUCAAGUUUGCUGAAAAUAAACGUAGUUGACAGUGAGAGGACGUUUCUUUUUUUGCUGAGUUUAUGACUGUGUAUGCCCAGUUCUCUGUUUUGAGCAUGUCUACGCAUGUCUGGUAUUGUUUGCUGUGUCCACGUCUAGUACUUAUGGACCCUGACCCUAUUUUUAAUUUAAAUGAUCUCAUUUUUAAUUGAAAGAAACAAGGGUAGAGUAAAAAUGUCAGCAAUGUAUUUCUGAUAUGACCAGAUCUUGAUUGGUUAUUUUAACCCAAACUCAUCCAACCCACUUUUUUUUUAGUCUGGUCAUUAAAUCACUAUUGCUUCUGUUAGUUUGCCUGAUCCAAGGUGUUUUUUUCCAGUGUAGUCUACAGCAAUGUUUCCAACUCCAGUCCUCGAAUACCCACAACGGCAAAUAUUUUUGUGGCCCCAGACAAGCUCACCUGAUUCAACUCAUUGAGGGCUUGAUGAUUAGUUGACAAGUUGAAUCCGGUGUGCUUGUCUGGGGCUACAGCAAAAAAUGUGUUGUUGCGGGUACAGGAGGAAAGGAGUUGGUAAAUACUGGUCUACAGUGUGGAUCUGCUUGUCCAUGUGUGUAAACCAUCUCUUACCCUUUGGGGUUAACCCUACAGAGAUGUGAGCGCCUACUACUUGUCCUUUCAUGCAAAAGGUACAGCGUUGUCCUCUACAGACCAGCCAAGGUAAUCGACAAGUGCAACUUACUGCAUUCACAUCCUCAACAUCCCUCUUAGUAUUGUCAUAGAUGGUGUUCGCUAUUAAAAUGUCACACAUAAUCACAGGAGACUUUUCAUGUUUAUUACCAUGUAGGUUGCUGACAUGACUAGUCCUUUUAAUUAAGUAUGACUUUGUUUUUCAACUGUCUGUGUUGGAUAUACUGUAUACAAUUGCAGUUUGAUGUUAGUCAGUUGUCUUGCUUUGACGCUAGAGAAAAAUAGUAUUUUGACACUCUCCGUCUCCUUAGCUCUCUUCCCAGUCUUCUCACUACAUCGACAUCACCCUGAUACGGGGACGGUUGCUGCAGAAACUGGUCCCCCCUUACCGCACCCCGUCGGAAUUUGUGUCCGAUGUCUGGCUUCUCCUCCACACACUGUUGAAAAGUGUGAAGGUGAGGAGACUCACAAUGACUGUGUCCGUGUCUCCGCUCACCCUGAUUUUGCUUAUAGAGAAAUACAUAUGAUGGCUACAGUUGCAUUUGUAGGCCCUCAUUUCCAAAUGAUGGCUGUUUUCUUUGUCAAAAUCCCCUAACUCCUACCUUUUCUUGUAAAUUGUGAAACAAUUUGUCAGAGCUUUGGGAUUUGGAAAGCAGUACUCUAUUGCUCUCUUUAGUCAUCAAUGAUGAUCUGGAUCUUGCUCUGUUGCUCUUUCAUCACCCUUUCCUCUUUCUCUGUCUCUCUUUCUCUGUAUUCCAAGUCAGUGGACCGACUUCAGGCAUGUUUUGGGAAGGAGCUGGGCAAAACGUUCGAGGGGACCCUGCACCCUUCGCUGCUCGUCAACCCCCACCGAGGGGAAGCGAAGGGCGGAGAGGAAUGCGGAACAAGAGGGGGACAUGGAGAAAGUGACCAUGAGGAGAAUCUGAGACCUCUUGAGGAAGAGCGCGCAGGCAAAGACAUUUCACACAGGACUAAAUGA